Otolemur garnettii (small-eared galago) is the source of this 877-nucleotide messenger RNA. RefSeq names its product C-type lectin domain family 1 member B (gene CLEC1B). Lineage: Eukaryota; Metazoa; Chordata; Mammalia; Primates; Galagidae. Bases 99 to 776 code for a protein of 225 amino acids. The record is from RefSeq and is a predicted model, not a curated record. The transcript is spliced from 6 exons.
GGAGGAUCACACACCGGCAGAUAUUGGAAUUGUAAGCGUGGACACCACAUUUUGUAAAAUCAUUGAACCCUGAGCUGACUUGCAGUACAAAGGCAGCCAUGCAGGAUGAAGAUGGAUAUGUCACCCUAAAUGUUAAAAGUCAAAAGCCAGGUCUCACCUCAGGCGAGUCUGCUUCCUCCUCCUGGUGGCGUAUGCUGGCUUUGAUUCUGCUGGUCUUGUGCAUGGGGAUGGUGGUUGGCAUGGUGGCUCUGGGGAUUAUAUCUGUCACACAGCAAAAUUACCUACAAACUGAAAAUGAACAUCUCUCAGGAGCUCUGGAACAGUUAGCAAAGAACUUCUGCCAACAUUUAUCCAAACAAUUAGAACCAAAAAGCCAUAAAUGCAGCCCCUGUGACGCAAACUGGAGAUAUUAUGGAGAUAGUUGCUACGGAUUCUUCAGGCACAACUUGACAUGGGAAGAAAGUAAGCAGUAUUGCACUGACAGGAACGCUAUUCUCCUGAAGAUUGCCAACCAGAACAUUCUGGAAUACCUGAAAGGUAGGACUGGUUUAAUUCGUUGGAUUGGAUUAUCUCGCCAGAACUCUAAUGGGACCUGGAUGUGGGAAGAUGGCUUGGUACUCUCCAAAAAUAUGUCUGUGCUUCCUGAAGAUAGAAGAGAAAAUAUGAAUUGCGCUUAUUUUCAUAAUGGGAAAAUCCACCCUACUUCGUGUAAGAACAAACAUUAUUUAAUGUGUGAGAGGAAGGCUGGCAGGGUAAAACUGGAUCAACUACUUUAAUGCAAAGAGACAGACAGGAUAUCACAGACAAGGGUGCGAAUGCACAAUAAAACAUCUGGAUGAGGAAACGACUAGCCAUAAAAUUGCUUAUUUCACCCUUU